ACACUCGGUCGUCGAGGACUUCCACCGCCGGAAAUUGUGGGAAAAACUACGUGUGUGCGGGUGUGUGUGUAUUUUCGAGGAAAACGCGAAAUUCUCCGUCCAAACAACAACAACAACUGCAACUACUGCUACAACUACCAUUGCCAGUGGCGAAAAGCCGUAGUUCCUGCGAAGGGCCGCAAGCCGCAAAACCGAAUCAUUAAUAAAGAAAAGCCCUGCCGUCGACAAUAUUGUUUCGCGGUCUCCGCAUGUUGACACGGCUUAAAUGGGGCAUUAAGUGCUCGGUGUGCAGUGUACUAUAUGAGCAUACGUGCUAAUCAAAAGUGUACAAAUUCCAACUGGCAGUUGCAAAAGUAUGAAAACGAAAAAGGAUUAAGCUCCGUAUCCACAUCAGUCGAAAGGUCCUGAGUCGACGGGCGUAAAGCUGAUUGCCCGGUGAAAUAAAAACUGGACUUUAACAAGGGGAAAGUCGGAGAAAAGCAGGUGGAGAAAGGUGGCACGCGAUAAAGCAGAGGAGAAGAAGUAUGAAGUGACCGAAAGCAGGGAAGUGACAGCAGAUAGCCACAAAACAACACACGGCAAAGGAGGAACCAGGAGGAAACCAGGACUAGUUGACAGGAGCUCAGCCAAUAAAAGCCAACCAAACUCAGUCUGGACCAAAGUCGGACACACUGAUGCAAAAAGCCGGAGGAGGAAGGACUUUUCCGGGGGAGGAAGGCAGCAGCAACCGUAGCAAAACAAAACUGGAAAAGUUGCUCUGAAUCAUAUUGCAGGAGAGGGAAAAGGAGCAGCCAGCGGAAGCCGAGGCUGAAAAGUUCCCAAAUUUGGUAGACGGACCCCUUUUGGCCAUUGGCUGUCCUUUCCCUCCUUCAAGCGGAACAGUUAGCUGCAGUUGGAAUUUGAUUUUAACGCUUGUUCGAGGGCCUGGGAUCUGUUGUGAGUCCUCUGUUUGUGGCACCAGCCACUGACAACCGUCACCCGAAGCAGCGGCAACUGGCAGGCGAAUUAAAAUCUGCAGAGGAAAACCCCACCCGGAAAACUCCCCCUCACUCCCCUUAAAGCUGCGCUUCAAUGGCCACACAUUGAGAUUGGCCGUCAAAGGGGAAAGCCCGGAAGAGGAGCGAAGGAGGAGUGGAGCUGUGGAAAUGGUCGCCACUCUUGGCGACACAUGCUCUGACAAUUUAUUGACUCCACGCAGCACCCACUACCACUGAGUAGAACCCCUCCAAAAUGGGCCACCUUCAACCCCUUCCCAUUUUCCUGCUCUGGCUGGCGAUUUCCACUUCGGUCAGCGGCUAUCUGAACAUUUUCAUCAGCCACCACGAGGUGAUGAAACUGAUGGGACUCGAGGCGGACCUGUUCUAUGUGCACGAGGGAGCCAUCAACACGUAUGCGAUGCACUUCACCGUGCCAGUGCCCGCGGAUGUCCACGAGCUGGAGUUCUCCUGGCAGAGCCUCAUUGCGUAUCCACUGCCUUAUGCCAUAAGUAUCGAGUACAACACCGACCAGGAGGCCCUGGGCACGCCCACUUUGAGUAUUCCGCACAAGGGCCUGGUGCCGCAGGAGAUCGAGUCCUUCCUGGUGUAUCUGCCCUGCACGGGAAAUGUGAGCCUGCAGAUGCCAGUCAAUGUGAACAUGGUGGUCCGAGCACCUCCUCGAUUCAACGACACCCGGCUGCACUUCAAGCGCAACAAGAUCUGUGCGAAAGGCAUCUCACCUGAGCCCAAUCAAUCGCCCGCCCCCGCCCACGCCCCCUCGCAAGGACCCGCCCUCCUGAGCGCCGCCGCCUGUGCUCUGGGAUUGGUUUUGGCCGUUGGGCUCGUGGCCAGCAUGAUGUAUGUGAGGGCCCGCAAACAGCUCCGCCAGGACUCGCUACACACCAGUUUCACCACCGCAGCAUACGGCAGCCACCAGAACGUGUUCAUCCGCCUGGAUCCUCUGGGCAGACCGCCGAGUGCCACGGGAUCCUAUGCGACCAUUGCCAGCCUCAACAAAUACCCGGCGGACAGCAAGAAGUCCUGCAGCAUAUUCGACCGUUUCAGGAGCUCACCCACGCCAACGCCCUAUGCCACCGCCCUGCUGCCCAUGAACCUCGAGCAGACCGCAGAGACGAUUUACUCGAAGCCGGAGUCGAUCUGUCCCUCGAGGAUUUCCUACUACGCCUCCUCGCAGCUGACCCAGGCCUGCAGUUUGUCGACACCGAAGAGCAUUCGGAGCAAUGGCAACGGUCAUUGCAACAGCGGCAGUGGCAGCCUGAGCCUCUUCGGUGGCAUCCCCACCGGCAGCACCAUCACGAUGGGCAGCCACGGGGAGAAGGGCAACCAGAGGCUCCGCCGGAUUCCCAGCGUUCAGCCAGGAGCCCUCAGCUACGAGGAGCUGGUCAAGGAGGGCACCUUCGGCAGGAUCUACGCCGGCAAGCUGGGCGAGUCCUGCGAGGCCCUCGUGAAGACGGUCAUCGACGGCGCCUCGCUCACCCAGGUGGCCUGUCUGCUGCAGGACGCCUCCCUGCUGAUCGGAGUCAGCCACCAGCACAUCCUGGCGCCGCUCCUGGCCAACACGGAGCUGCCGGGACCGCCGGAGAUCGCCUAUCCCUAUCCGUCCAAGGGCAAUCUCAAAAUAUACUUACAAAAGUCGCGGGAAUCGAGCACUGCAUUGAGUACCCGACAGCUGGUUGAGUUUGGGCUGCACAUCACCAAAGGAUUGGCCUAUCUUCAUUCAUUGGGAAUCGUUCACAAGGAUAUUGCCACACGCAAUUGCUACCUUGAUGAGGAGUCCUAUGUGAAGAUCUGCGACAGUGCGCUAUCCCGCGAUCUCUUCCCCGACGACUACGAUUGUCUGGGCGACAAUGAGAAUCGUCCUCUGAAGUGGUUAUCGCUAGAAUCACUCCAGAAACGGGUGUAUGCCACGCAGGGGGAUGUGUGGGCGCUGGGCGUUACCUACUGGGAGCUGGUCACACUGGCCCAGAUGCCUCACGAAGAGGUGGAUAUAUUCGAGCUUACCAAUUACUUGGCCGCCGGCUUUCGGCUGGAGCAGCCCGUCAACUGUCCGGAUGAAUUCUUCACCGUUAUGAACUGCUGCUGGCACAGCGAGGCCAAGCAACGACCGACGCCCUCACAGUUGCUAUCGUAUCUGCAGGACUUCCAUGCGGACCUGGGCAUGUACAUCUAAGCGAGACGAAGGACUGACGAAGGACUCCGCAGCGGGAGUCAAGUGGAGUCAAGCGGAGCGGAGCGAAGCCCAUGAUAAAUUAAUUGAAACUUUUGCAUUUUAAAUGUGAGAUUAAAUGUGAAUUUACCUGUUAGAGUUUGGCGCAAAACCAAUUACAAUGAAAGCCAGCUAACUUCAGAUAUACGUAAGCAACCACAGAUAAACACACACACUACAACACUGGGGUGGACCGCUAUCAGUUGAAUGUAAAUAUGUUGAGGAGUAUAAACAAAGAUCAAAAUACAUUUGGGUCACACUGCCACACUGCGUAUGAGUAAUGCAGCUUAGAAUCAUUGUCACUUAAGCGUUGAAAAGAAGAAAACUAAAUCCAUGUGUGCAUAAGGGAUAAGUACAAAUAAUACGUCGCUUGAACAGCUCACUCAGCAUAAAGUUUACGUUUGAACUACACUGCGUAUGAGUGAUAUCCUGGGACACCAAAUUUCAAAUAGCAACUGAGGUCCACCCAACACAAUAGAACAGUUUGUGGCUAUCAAUUUCGAACCCGAUUACACAAACCCUGGCACCAAGUGGCCCCCAGGCGGCACGAGGGUUAAGCGUUAGAUAAAACUGACAUUUAAGUAGUUAGCAAUUGAAUAACAAACACUCACACGCAGCGCAACACACACAAACACACGCAAACAAACAGACAGAAACCUUACAUGAUAAAUGAAUGUGAAUUAUUGAUGUGCAUAUUUUAUUGAAUGUGUGUAGGUGUAAGCAAAGGACGAAGGAUCGAACGAGAGGGGAAAAGAAAAAGAGAGAGAGAGAGAGAGGUGCGACAACAGGAUGCGGAAUCUUUUGUUCACGAAUGUUGUCCUCGAGAUUGUUACGAAAGCGAUAUAUUUAUUUACCUUGAUUAUUAUUAUUACUAUUGCGUAUGUCAUAAGGGAGGAAGUUCAAAACAGAAUCUGAAUCAGGUGAAAAGCAAAGACAGCAAAUGUUAAACCGAUGGCAAAACAACCGAUAAGCAUUAUUCACACGAACACACAAUUACACAUGCAUGCGUAGAGCUCCCUUGACCCCUUAACCCCCUUAAAUCCGGAUGCCUUUAACCCCUAACUUGCUCCCAGCUCACAUAACGCACCAUAAUUCAGUUUUGGAGAACCUUGUCGCAAUCGUUUCGUUGCUCAAUUAUUUCAAUGUCAAAGGGGAGUAAUCUGCUCGCUUUUGACAGGACACGCCAUCAGAUAUGCAAGUGCAGCUGGGAUUUCGCUCAGUGCACUUGCACUUGCUUCUCGUUCUGUCACUCGGCUCCCAACGUGAGCCAAAAUCCCCAGCUUAAGACGUCCUGUUGUUUGUUUAUGCCUUUUAGUUGAAUUAGCCAAGAAUUGUUUCUCUGUUUCUGUUUCUGUUGCUGUUUUCGUUUCCCCAGAGUUGUGUAUUAAUUUGCAUUUUCGUUAGCCAAGUCAGGCGGCAACUUAAAGUUGUCAUGCCCCAGAAAACCCCCAACCCCCCAAAUAACACUAGGCAAGUAUCAGGGAGUGGGGAGAGGUGUGACCAUCAGACUUUGAAGAUGAAUUAUUUCGUGUUGUUUUGAACUUGGCUGAAAACACCUCUCCCCAUUCCAAUGCAUUCCAAAUGAGCCAGUGAAAUUAAUAGUUAAAGCAUUGCCGUUUAACAGAAGGCCGCCACCUAAACGUAGUUUAAAUGUUCUCUGUAAUAAUCAAACACAAGCAACUCAGCAAAGUAUAGGAAUCAAACAGCAGUCACGCACCCAAAAUAACUAAGGAUGAAAUAGAAAAUAGUUCCAGACCAGCAGCCGCUUAUUCGUCUAGCUAAGUAAGCCAACUCCGUAUGUUUUAUUCUUAAGCUUCGCACUCGACUAUGGAAACGUUACUAAAGGAAAUACCGAACUGCAAAACUAUCAAAGCGCUCUGCAUUUAAUAAGUAUCCCUGCAAAGGCUGCCGGGCAGCCCCACAAAUACACACAAACACAAAGAACACAGACACACAUACCCAAACAUCUAUACACACCUACGAUUAUCCUGUGAGGAAGACAAACACAAAUUUCAAAUAGAUUAUAAAGCUAAGGAGAGCUACACACUAGCCCACUACUACUAUAACUAACUGAAUGUGUUUCAUGUUUAUAUAUGUGUACGUGAGUGUAUGUCUAUGACUAAACGUAUAUUUUGUCGUCAAAUUGAAAACUAACUGUAAAGGCUAUUAAGAGGAAAACAAAACCAAUACCAGCAAACGUGCAAGGCCCGGAAGGAAAAGGCUUUAACACACACGCACACACACAGAUACACUCUCACACGAACACCCAGAAACCACAGAGCAAAAACAAAUUGUCAUUCACUCUGCAUAUGUCUCACUCUUUAACUCUAUAUAGAUGUAUCUCUGUAUCCUACUUUUAGAUAUACUCUAGCGUAUGAUUGUAUGUGUACACAGAAACUCGAAACUAAUGCGUUUUCGUCUUUAAAAACAAAAUGGAAUAUCUGCUAAGACACACACACACACACACACAAACACUUGAAACGCCCUCACACCUUUAAGACCCCCACCCCCAAAACCACCUAGCCCCUCUCCACCCCGCCCCUCUGUCUCUAUCCAAACGCUAGUAUAACGAUGGAAGUGGGCGUGGCACUAAGACAAAGCUAAGAAAAAACAGAAAUUCAAUUUUUGUGAAGAGCAGCAGGCGAAAACGAAAGAGAGAAAAACAAAGCAAAUAAAUUAAAUGUUCCUUUUGAAUCAUAAA
Messenger RNA from Drosophila ficusphila, 5905 nucleotides. It is a transcript of the gene Drl-2, whose product is annotated as tyrosine-protein kinase RYK. Gene Ontology annotation, biological process: cell surface receptor protein tyrosine kinase signaling pathway; positive regulation of kinase activity; protein phosphorylation. NCBI's taxonomy places the organism in Eukaryota, Metazoa, Arthropoda, Insecta, Diptera, Drosophilidae. The record is from RefSeq and is a predicted model, not a curated record. The transcript is spliced from 11 exons. Gene Ontology annotation, cellular component: signaling receptor complex. The coding region runs from base 1231 to 3168 and encodes 645 amino acids. Gene Ontology annotation, molecular function: ATP binding; protein kinase activity.